Chanos chanos (milkfish) is the source of this 4526-nucleotide messenger RNA. RefSeq names its product amyloid beta (A4) precursor-like protein 2 (gene aplp2). Gene Ontology annotation, molecular function: transition metal ion binding; serine-type endopeptidase inhibitor activity; heparin binding. The transcript has 18 exons. Gene Ontology annotation, biological process: central nervous system development; axonogenesis. Bases 200 to 2512 code for a protein of 770 amino acids. Gene Ontology annotation, cellular component: membrane. The record is from RefSeq and is a predicted model, not a curated record. NCBI's taxonomy places the organism in Eukaryota, Metazoa, Chordata, Actinopteri, Gonorynchiformes, Chanidae.
ACAGGACACACGCAGUUGGUGGGGCUGCACUCGGCAUUGCUCACGGGAAAACAAGAGACAUUGGACUCAAAUAGCUCUUCGAAAGAGACAGUCGCGAAUUAUAUGUGGACCAAUCUAACUGUUUCUCUGUGUGUGGAGUUUAUUAAAUAACCCCAAUUUGAGGGUAAUUUCAACGUAAUAUAAACGGAGACCUUAGAAGAUGGGUGCACUCCCUGCUUUAUCUGUCCUCGUUCUAGGCAUCGUAGUUCCAGGUCUGGCCGGAUAUAUCGAGGCGUUGGCGGCCAAUGCAGGCACAGGUUUUGCCGUGGCAGAGCCACAGGUGGCCAUCUUCUGCGGAAAGCUGAACAUGCACAUCAACAUCCAGACGGGACGCUGGGAGCCGGAUCCUUCCGGAACCAAGACCUGCGUGGAGACCAAAGAGGGCAUACUGCAGUACUGCCAGGAGAUGUACCCUGAACUGCAGAUCACAAACGUGGUUGAGGCCAACCAGCCAAUCAAGAUUGAGAACUGGUGUAAGAAGGAGAAGAAACAGUGCAAAGGUCACGCACACACCGUGGUCCCCUACAAAUGUCUGGUGGGUGAGUUUGUUAGUGACGUCCUGCUGGUUCCAGAGAAGUGCAAGUUUUUCCAUAAGGAACACAUGGACAUGUGUGUGAGCCAGCAGCAGUGGCAUGGAGUGGCCAAAGAGGCCUGCUCUAAGAGUGGGAUGGUUCUGCACAGCUACGGAAUGCUGCUGCCAUGUGGCAUCGACAAGUUCCAUGGCACCGAGUAUGUCUGUUGCCCAGCAACCCGUGCUGAGGAGCCAGUGCCUCCCGCAAUGCCCUCUCAGGAGGAGGAGGAGGAGGACGAGGAAGAGGACGAGGAAAUUGAGGAGCCUGAUCUCGAUGAAGAUGAGGCUGUAGAGGAGAGUGAGGCUCCCACCAGUGAGCAGCCCUCUGAGAAAGACAACACCGCGGAGGAAGAGGAAGAUGAAGAUGAUGAGAUUGAUGAGGAAGAGUAUCACUAUGUGUAUGAGGAUGAGGAGGAGGACAGAGACAGCGAAGAGAGCGAUGAUAAGAAAGAGAAGGCUGCCAUUCCAGAAAAGCAGGAUGAAGACAAGACCUUGGAAGAGGUGAAAGCCGUGUGUACUCUGGAGGCGGAGACUGGGCCGUGUCGUGCCUCCAUGCCCCGCUGGCACUUCGACAUGCGCCAGGGGAGAUGCCUGCGCUUCAUCUACGGAGGCUGCGCUGGCAACCGCAACAACUUUGACUCAGAGGAGUACUGCAUGGCCGUGUGCAAGCGUCUGAUCACGCCACCCACCCCACAGCCGACCGACGAUGUGGACGUGUACUUCGAGACUCCGGCCGACGAUAAGGAGCACAGUCGCUUCCAGAAGGCCAAGGAGCAGCUGGAGAUCAGGCACCGCAACCGCAUGGAGAGGGUGAGGAAAGAAUGGGAGGAGGCAGAACGUCAGGCUAAGAAUCUGCCCAAGGCGGAGAGACAGACUCUUAUACAGCACUUCCAGGCGAUGGUGGAGUCUCUGGAGGAGGAAGCGGCCAGUGAGAAGCAGCAGCUGGUGGAGACACACCUGGCCAGAGUGGAGGCCAUGCUUAACGAUCGCCGUCGCCUCGCCCUGGAGAACUACCUGGCCGCCCUUCAGGCCGACCCACCCCGGCCCCACCGUAUUCUGCAGGCUCUGAAGAGGUAUGUACGUGCUGAGAAUAAGGACCGGCAACACACCAUCCGUCACUACCAGCACGUCCUGGCUGUAGACCCUGAGAAAGCUGCCCAGAUGAAGUCUCAGGUGAUGACCCACCUGCGCGUGAUUGAGGAGAGGAUGAACCAGAGCUUGUCUCUUCUCUACAAGGUGCCUUACGUCGCUGAUGAGAUACAGGAUGAGAUUGAUGAGCUUCUCCAGGAGCAGAAAGCUGACAUGGACCAGUUUCUUUCUUCUAUCUCAGAGUCCCAGUCUGACGUCACUGUUUCAUCUGAGGAGAGCGUGGAGGUCCCAGCCUAUGAGGGCAAACCUUUCCGCCCAUUCCAGGUCACCUCCCUGGGUUCCCGCCCUGAACCCGAGGGCGAUCUCUCUGACUCCCCUCGCCCCUUCAAGAAAGGCUCUGCCAUGGAUGGUCUUGACGGUCUGAUUGGAGCCGAGGAGAGGGUCAUUAACAGCAAGGGCAAGAUCAGCGAUAACGUGGUGGUUGAUGAGUCUCUGGAUGUUAAGGAAGUUCUUUACAGUGCAGAGAAAGUCAGCUUCAGUCGCGGUGACGAUAAAGAGACCUUCAGGCCAUUGGGGGAGGAGUUUAGCUUCGGGAGCAGCGCUCUGAUUGGCUUGCUGGUGAUUGCUGUGGCCAUAGCGACAGUGAUUGUGAUCAGCCUGGUGCUGCUGAGGAAGAGGCAGUAUGGUACCAUCAGCCAUGGCAUUGUAGAGGUGGACCCCAUGCUUACCCCAGAGGAGCGUCACCUGAGUAAGAUGCAGAACCAUGGCUAUGAGAACCCCACCUACAAAUACCUGGAGCAGAUGCAGAUCUAGCCUGAGACAGCAGGGGGCGCAAGAGGGUUGGCCGGGGAGGGAGGGAACGUACUACUGACCAAUAAUAAAACUGCUCUCUUCAAAAUCAUUUCAUGCAUCAGAAAUGCAUAUUCCAGUUCAUAUGACAAAAAAAACACACGAUUGUUUGAUAAUGCUACUACUACUAGUACUACUACUAUUAUUGUACUCGAUUGUACAAUUUUGCGGAAUUUUGCGCUUUUUCUCUUUUCUUUUUAAAAUUUGAAUUCUAAUUCAAGAAAAAAAUUUAAUUCUGGAAAAUAUGAUUCUGCAAUUUUUCAGUACUUAUAGAUAAAUAUCUGAAGAUUGGAACAUAUUAUUAUAAAAUUUAUUAUUUUUUGGUUCUUUUGUUUUUCAAAUUGCAUUGCAUAUCAAGUAAAGGCUAAAGAAACACAUCUAAACUGAUAAAUAAUCUUUGCAAAGACACUAAGGUUUUCUGUGCCAUCAGUGCAGUGUCCAUGGACUAAGGGUUGACAGACAUAUUUUAUUUUUCUUUUCAAUAGAUUGCUUGUAUAUGAAGGUUAUUUGUACCAACUUAAAUGUAUAGUGAAACAAAAUGAGAAAAUAUGAUAACAGAAUCAUGAGUUCAUUUACUUUCUAUUCUUUGUUAUUAUUACAAACAAGAUCUAUAAAUAUAUAAAUAUAUCGUAGAUGUUUUACUUCCACCUAGACUUUGUUUUCCGGAGCUUAAAUGCUAGCUGGGACACUGGUUUUAAGCUUUGUUGUUUUAAUGGUUGUAUUUUUGUGGUCCAGACCUCUGCGGCUAUCACCAGAAUGCUACGUGGUUUGACAUAAUCGACACAAUCUUAUUGGUAAUCCCUGAUUGGCCAGAAUCUGACACGUCUGCAUGAGGAUAGCUUUGAUUGGUUUUGAAUGACAUCAGAUUGAUAUCUAUGGCUGUAUCUUUCGGGGAAUUUUGAUGAUAGUGGCACGCGUUUGGACCGCAGAAAUAGCAAUAGUACUUUGAUGGGUUGGAUGAUAUGAGAGCAGGAAAAGGAGGGCACAAAGCCAUAGGCCUCCAGUCUCUCACAUCAGACCACAACUUUAGUCACUCUAAUGAUUUUACCUAAUGAAUGUGAUUUUUACCCUGCCUCAUUACACGCUUUCCACAGAAAUGAAUUGUUACGACAACAGGAUGUCCAGGUAUAAAAAAACAAAACAAAACAAAAAACACAUCAGGAAUUACAUUAGUGUCAGCAUUCGUGUGGUUCAAGUAAAUUAAUGACUAGAUCAAAACAGACAAACAUGUUAAGGUUCCAACGAUAUUUUGCACAUCCAAACUUAACUACAUUUAAAUCAAAGAAUUAAAAAUGAAAAAGAAAAAAAAAAGCAAACAGACAAACAAACAAGCAAAAAAAACAAACAAACAAAAAACCCACAUAUGAAAGAGCACAGAUUCUGCCAUGUGUUUGACAUCACUGUGUGUAGUUUGGCCCUUUAGAGCGAAGGCACCAGGAUAAUGUCAUGGCUAGACUAUGCCCAAAUACAAAUUAAUGAGCUGGAGGCUAAGGCCAAGACUGAUGCUAAACCAACAGGUCUGAGAUGAACUGUAAUUUCUCUACAGGUGAAAAGAUGUGCUGAGAGUGUAACAAAUCAUCAAAUAAUCAUCUUUUUUUCUCGCUUUCUCUCUCUCUUAGUAAUGUCUUUGUAUGCCUGUAUAGUCAAUGUUGCAAUCAUGGCUUUUAUGGAAGACAACCUGUGGUGUGCAUUGUUCUUAUAUGAAAUGAUAUAUAUAUUUUUAAGUUUGUUCUUUCUCUUUUUUUUCUAUUUUUCCUCUUCCUGUGACAGUAUCUCUGUAUUUGACUGUCUCACUAUGCACCCAAAAUGGCUUCAGUCUUGAAUCUUGUAAUUGCCUGCUUGAUUGUGGGAAGUGCUGGAAGAGUGAGUGGUAAACUAAUAUAAGACUUUUAUAUUAGAGGUGAAAUACGAAUGACUCCAGUGGACAUGGAUUUUGUGGUUGCAGGGGGGAAACACAUCAAUAAACUCACUACUUCCA